CAUUAAAAAGAUCCAUGCGCCGAACACCCUCUAAAAUGCAACUAACUGGCCCUCUUGAUCUCUCGCAUCAGUAGCUUCUGAGAGCCCCCGUCUCUGUCUCUGUCUCUCCGUUUCGCCAACAGAACAGAAUGGCGGCCGCCAUCUCUCGCAGGCUCAGUCCCAAGCUUCUGAAGCCUCAUCACGCUUCGUCUCUCUUCUCAUACUCCUCCGCCUUCUCCAUCUCCCAUAAUCCUCCUCCUCCACCCCCACCCUCCAUCUUUCCCCAAAUUCCUGAUCCAUCUUCCCGACGACCAAUCCCUCCUCAAACCCUCUCAAACUCCAUUUCCAAUCUCUCCAACUUCGCCCAUUCUUCAGCGCCUCUAAAGCCCCCGACAACUUUCCAUCAUUUUCUGAUCAGGUCACACCCGAUCUUUUACAGACAAUUCUCUAGCUCUGCUGAUGGGGAAAACCCGCAAAACUCUAGUCAAAACCCUAGUCCGUACCCCAGCCAAAACCCUGAAUUCAAGAACCAAGAGAUCGAAGGGCCGACCGUGGAGCGGGACUUGUCGGCGCUGGCCAACGAGACCCGAGAAGUGCUCGGAACGAUGAUGAAGACCGUCUAUAGUCUGAGCAAGGCGCUGGCUCUUCUGGGUCUUGUCCAGCUCGGUUUAGGAGCUUGGAUUUCUUACACCACUCGGUCGGCGCCGAUUGCAGAGGCUUCGAUUCAGAGUUUCAUGGCGUUCGGGUUCCCCUUCACGGUAGCCUUCUUACUGCGGCGGUCGCUGAAGCCGAUGCACUUCUUCAAUAAAAUGGAGGAGCUAGGUAGGUUGAAGAUUCUGACCCUAACUCUUCAGAUUGCUAAGAACUUGAAUUUGCUCUUCGUGCGGAUCCGUGGUGUUUCCUACUUGUGCAUUGCAGGAGCUUCAAUUGGGUUGUUGCUUAGUACAUUGUCGAGAUGAUUUUUAAAUGACAAUUGCUUGUUGCUCGCUGACUAAUAUAGUGCUUUUGGUGGGAAUUUUUACAUGUAUGUAUCUCCACAAUAAUGUGAAAGCAUGAUAUUUUGUUUCGGUACUUCUGUUUUUUAUGAUUA
This is a messenger RNA of Diospyros lotus (date-plum), 1069 nucleotides long. RefSeq lists its product as uncharacterized. The coding region runs from base 129 to 938 and encodes 269 amino acids. The transcript has a single exon. Lineage: Eukaryota; Viridiplantae; Streptophyta; Magnoliopsida; Ericales; Ebenaceae. The record is from RefSeq and is a predicted model, not a curated record.